AUGUCUUUCCACAGGUCAACAACAGUCCAUUUAAAACCAAUGGAGCGUGUAUGACACAUCAAUACGAUGUAGCAGUUGGAGACAGUAAAAACGAGUUUACUUUUCACACAGAGCUGAUAAAAGUGAGACACAUUCAGAGAGUUGCACCUUUAGAUGGGUGUGGAGACACUCAGGAUCUGCCUACAAAAGCACCGCGGCUUCUUACCUACUUGUAUACAGUUGCAUGAGUAAACCAACGCCACGAUGCUGACUUCUAUCCAGCUGAUGAUUUUGCUUUUCUGGACGAGCAUUAGCUCAGCUGAUGCAGAGAAACUUUUCCAUAAUCGGGAUCAUUCUGAUGUGCAGACCCUUGAUUCUCACCAAGCUGAGGUUAUAACAGACAAGUACACAGCCGAGUUAUUUCUCUCUAGAUAUGGAUUCAUUAAGCCAGUGAACUGGGACGAGAUCCAGUUUGAAGAUUCAGACACCCCUUUUACUGAUGACUUCCUGGAUGGCCUUGAAGACACGAUCCAGGAAGGAACCUCGGUGCAUCACUCAAGGGAUGCUGGUGAUCAAGGUGAUCGCAACAGUCUAACUGAGAGCGAAGCGUUUAUUUCAGCACUUAAAGAGUUUCAGAGGGUAUCAGGCCUGCCUGCCACAGGGGUGUUUGACGAGGCCACUAAACAGGCAAUGAACAAACCAAGGUGCGGAGUCCCCGACAAGGAGAUUGACCUGGACACCCCUGUAGCACCUGAGAACAGCAGUGCCUCAGAUACUGAAAACAGUUCCAGCAACACUUUUAUUGAGACUGAAAGUAAUAACACAGCCAGUAAUAUAACCACUGAUACUUAUUUUGGUAGUCUUAACUCAUUUGAAGAUGACAUAUUCAAUGGAAAUGACACACAAAGUAUUCUAACAGGCAUUUCUAAUUACACCAGCAUGAAUUACACAGACUUCUAUGAUCCCUUUUUAAAUAACACUUCUCCAAAUAGCGCGCAUUACAUCACCAUGGAUGGUCAAGUGGUAAAUAUCAGCGUGAGCACCCAUCAGAGCGAAGCAGUGCAACGCAGGAAACGUCACCUCGCCGCACUUGUGUCCAAAAGCAGACGCAAGAGAGAUUUGAGUGAAACGGGCUACAUGGCCUUCUCUAAGAGGAUGUUAAAAUGGAGGCUGAUAGGAGAAGGUUACAGCAGCCAGCUGUCCAUAGAAGACCAGAGGUACAUCUUCAGACUGGCCUUCAGGAUGUGGAGCGAGGUGUCUCCGCUGGAGUUUGUGGAGGAUACACGUUCCCCGCUGGAGGAUGUUGAUAUCAGGCUGGGCUUUGGCACAGGAAGGCAUCUGGGCUGCAAUCAGAGGUUUGAUGGCACUGGUCAAGAAUUCGCCCACGCCUGGUUCCUGGGUGAUAUACACUUUGAUGACGACGAACAUUUCACUGCUCCCAAUGCUGGCAGUGGGAUCAGCCUUCUCAAAGUAGCAGUUCAUGAGAUUGGCCACGUUUUGGGUCUACCCCACAUCUACAGAGCUGGCUCUAUAAUGCAGCCGAGCUAUCUGCCCCAGGAGACAGGCUUUGAGAUGGACUGGAUGGACAGGAAGGCCAUACAGCACCUCUAUGGGGCCUGUAAGGGUCGAUUCAACACAGCAUUUGAUUGGAUCAGGAAGGAGAGGACGCCCUACGGGGAGGUUGUCAUCCGCUUUAACACCUAUUUCAUGAGAGACGGAUGGUACUGGCUAUAUGAGAACAGACACAACCGGACACGCUUUGGGGAUCCAGUUGCACUGCAGGCUGGCUGGCGUGGGAUUCCCGUGGAUGGAGUGGAUGCCUAUGUGCAUGUGUGGUCCAGAAAAAGAGAUGCUGUGUACUUCUUUAAAGGUGCUCAGUUCUGGAGGUAUGACACUGAGAAUGACCAGGCAUAUAGACAGGACCCUGAAGGUCACCACUAUCCAAGGUUAAUCUCUGAAGGUUUCCCAGGGGUGUUCAGUCCCAUUGACACAGCCUUUUAUGACAGGAGGGACUCUCGCAUCUACUUCUUCAGAGGCACUCUUGUGUAUGCAUUCGACGUGGAAGCCAACAGCUUGGCAAGAGGCUUCCCCAAAAACAUCAGAGAUGUUUUCCCUCCAGUGGUGAGCGGGGACCAUCCAGAUGGCAACAUCGACGCUGCCUACUUCUCCUACACCCACAAUGCCAUCUUUCUACUCAAGGGCACACACUUCUGGCAGGUGGUGGGCAGCCGCGAACGCUGGCGCCGGCCCUUUCUGCCGCAAAAUGGCCUGCUGCCACACAAGGAGGUGGAUCAACACUGGUUCGACAUCUGCAACGUUCAUCCCACUGCACUCAAACUAACUCGCUGAGUUUGCUGAAGCAGAGACUCAUUAAACCGUACUGAUGUGUACUGAUGGGGUCUACUGAUUCACCUGUUACAUGUUUACAUGUUGUCAUAUGUGUGUAGCAUCCAUUGUCUAACUUUUUUAAUGUUUAUAAUUUAAGAUCUUAAAGACAAAAACAACUGAAUAUUUUUGUUGGCUUACUUUUUAAUGAGGUGUGUUAUUAAUAUAUCAGCUGCUCUGUCUGUCUCUCACUUAGAGGUGCCAAAUGCAUACUGGCAUGAAAACAAUCCCAAAGGACCUCCUAUGAUUAAGAUAUUUAGAGAGUCAGGGAGAAUAUACUUAUUUAUAGAUAGUUCACUCAUGCUUUAUACAGACACCUCAUUUUACUUACACUGUGGAGAAAAUGCUAUCAAAUGGCACACUUACAAAGAAAAGGGGAUGUUUAUGCAAAAACAGGAAAUAAUUUCAUACCUCUCAAUCUCCCAGUUGCCAGAAGAAAAUGUUGGCAUUGUAUGUUUCUGGAAAUUACAAAUGUGUUUCAUUGGCAUGCCCCAUACAUAUUAUAUCUAAAAUGUUUCUAAAAUGAUGUAUAUAAAAGCUGACUAUGGUAUCAAGAGGUGGGAGGGAUGGUGGAUGGUGUGUCAUCGAAGUCAGAUGCCUGCCAAGCUGAAGACCACUGCAGGCCACCAUUCGAGACCAACAAACAACAAAACCAGUUGUGUCAUUGCUGUGUUUCCAGCAGUUUUUCAGCCCCCAAAUGUGGUUGUUUUUUUAGUAUCUAGUGUUUCCAGCUGCUUUUUAGGCACCAAGUGUGGGUGUUUUUUAGUAUCUAGUGUUUCCAGCUGCUUUUUAGGCACCAAGUGUGGGUGUUUUUUAGAGACCUGUGAGUGUAUUUCAGUGGAUUUUGAGACACAAAUGUGGGUGUUUUUCAGGGACCCGUGAGUGUGUUUCCAGCUGCUAUUUAUGCACAAAUGUGGGUGUUUUUUAGAGACCUGUGAGUGUGUUUCCAGAGGUUUUUUAGGCAUCACAUGUGGGCAUGUAUUAGAGAUCUGUGACUGUGUUUCCAGGGGGCUUUUUAAGCACCAAACAUGGGUGUUUAAGAGACCUGUGGCUGUGUUUCCAGCAGCUUUUAAGGCAGCAAAUGUGAGUAUUUGUUAGAGACCUGUGAGUGUGUUUCCAGCAGCUUUUUUGGCACCAAAUGUGGGUGUGUUUUAGAGACGUGAGUGUUUCCAGCAGCUUUUUAGACACCAAAUUUGGGUGUUUUUUUAGAGACCUUUGAGUGUGUUUCCAGGGGCUUUUUAGGCACCAAAUGUGGGUGUGUUUUUUUAGAGACAUUUUAGUGUUUUUCCAGUGACUUUUUAGGCACCAAAUGUGGGUGUUUUUAGAGACCUGUGAGUGUGCUUCCAGCUGCUUUUUGGGCACCAAAUGUGGGCGUUUUUCCUGCAUCUUUAAGCCCCCAAACAGGUGAAUUUUUAGUGAUCUGUGGCUUUUUUUUGGAUCGUCUUUUUAGGCAACGAACAUGGGUGUCUUUUAGCAACCUGUCCCUGUUUUUCCAGCGGAUAUAGUACCACAGAUAGUAUUUGUUUUUUUACUAAGAUAUUACUGCAUUUCCUGCCAGAAUAUUGGCCACACGAAAAGUCAUCACAAGACAUCACAAUGUUUCCAGUGUGGUUGUGCUCCUAAUACCUGUUUUUUUUUUAAGCCAAAACAUGAUAUUUUCCGAACAAUAACCAUUUUUUUUGUGCCUAAACCUAACUACGUGUUAACCACAGUGUUAUUGAUACAUAAAGUUUUAAUUUAUCUGCUACACAAUAACAUGCAAAUGUUAGGUAUCAGUGAUUUGCAGAAAUGUACAAUGCCAACAUUUUUUCUUGUGAUUGGGUUAACACAAUAUAUAUAUUGAGAGCUACGGAGUGACAUCUUAUGUAAGAUAUACUGGACCUAUAUUAGUUCAAGAAAGAUGCAUAAAAGUAUCUGUACUACGAUGCGUGUAUAAAAAUGGAGAUUUAUUCAUAAUACUGAGAGUGGUUUCUGGGUAAACUCACAGAUUGAAAUGUGUGUUUAAAAAAAUGUUAUAUAAUGAUUUGAAAUGUAUAUCAUCAUCAUAACCAUCAUCAUCAUCAUCAUCAUCAUCAUUAUCAUCACCAUAAUUAUCAUCAUUAACAUUCAUCCAGAUUCCUCUGAGUGUUUCUUGUUUGCGCUUUGUUGCUGGGAGGGAUACAAAAUUACAACCAGAUCCAGUUGUUGCCCUGUGAUGAUGAUGGAUGUGUAGAUUCACUUGGUCCCAUGGCCUCUUGUUAGCUUGACUGUCUGACAGCACAUCUGCACUGGAUGUAUGAAAUCACACUUCCCUCCAAAUCGCUUGCAGAAACUCUAAUCUAUAGCUGCCUGCAGGCAGGAAAGAAUAUCAAGUCAAGUCAAGUCAGUUUCAGCCCAAUAUAAGAAAUCACAAGUUUGCCUCACGGGGCUGGAAACCACGAUUUUCCCUUUGCAAAAAUCCCUUCAAUGCUCUGUGGUGAUUCAUCCCGUGCAGUGCUUGUGGGCUGACCUGCAAGAAAACAACAUACGCUUUAUCAAUAAAAACCU
This is a messenger RNA of Epinephelus moara (kelp grouper), 4890 nucleotides long. It is a transcript of the gene mmp21, whose product is annotated as matrix metallopeptidase 21. Bases 244 to 2328 code for a protein of 694 amino acids. Gene Ontology annotation, cellular component: extracellular matrix. The record is from RefSeq and is a predicted model, not a curated record. Gene Ontology annotation, biological process: extracellular matrix organization; collagen catabolic process; proteolysis. Lineage: Eukaryota; Metazoa; Chordata; Actinopteri; Perciformes; Serranidae. Gene Ontology annotation, molecular function: metalloendopeptidase activity; zinc ion binding. The transcript is spliced from 7 exons.